Camarhynchus parvulus is the source of this 1701-nucleotide messenger RNA. RefSeq names its product suppressor of SWI4 1 homolog. Gene Ontology annotation, biological process: rRNA processing; ribosomal large subunit assembly. The transcript has 11 exons. NCBI's taxonomy places the organism in Eukaryota, Metazoa, Chordata, Aves, Passeriformes, Thraupidae. The annotation marks the transcript as partial. Gene Ontology annotation, cellular component: preribosome, large subunit precursor. The record is from RefSeq and is a predicted model, not a curated record. Gene Ontology annotation, molecular function: rRNA binding.
AGCCGCUUCCAGCGGCAGCAGCGCGCCCAGGCCCGGCAGCGCUCGGAGCGGGAGUUCUCCUCCGUGCCGCACUCGUUCGUGUUCCCACGCGGCCGCGCCGGGAGGAGCCUCAGGAGCCUCUGCAGGGACCUCCGGAGGGUCCUGGAGCCCUUCACGGCCAGGAACCUGCAGGUGCGCCGGAGCAAUUCCCUGCGGGACCUGGUGGCCGUGGCCGGGCCCUUGGGGGUCACCCAGUUCCUGGUGCUCAGCAAAUCCCAAACCGGCAUCAACCUGAAACUUUUCCGGCUGCCGGGGGGUCCCACCCUGACCUUCAAAGUGCUGCAGUACUCCCUGGUGCGGGACGUGGUCUCAGCCCUGAGGAGGCACCGCAUGCACGAGCAGCAGUUCCUGCACCCCCCUCUGCUGGUUCUGGGGAAUUUCGGGGCGCGGGCGGGGAUGGAGCUCCGGCUCACGGCCGGGAUGUUCCAGGGCAUGUUCCCGGCCCUCAACGUCCACAGGGUGAACCUGAACUCCAUCCGGCGCUGUUUGCUCAUCUCCCACGCACUGGAAUUCAAAUCCAGCAGUGUCCAGGUGGUGCCCGUGGGGCUCAGCCGGGGGCUCCGGAAAAUUCUGCAGGAGAAAUUCCCGAACCUGGGCAGGAUGGACGACGUCAGCCAGCUGCUCAUGGGGGACGUUGUCCUGUCCGAGAGCGAGGCGGAGCCGGACGGGUCCCAGAACGUUCUGGAACUGGCCCAGAACGGGCGCGGGAAAGCGGUGACACAGCAGAGCGCCAUCAGACUGACCGAGAUCGGGCCCCGUCUGACGCUGCAGCUGCUGAAGGUGGAGGAGGGGCUGGGCCAGGGCAACGUCCUCUACCACGGGCUGGCCCCCAAAGGGGAGGAGGAGCUGCGGGAGCUCCUGGCCCGGCGCGAGCAGCGGCUGCAGGUGAGGGCGGAGCGGCGGCGGCAGCAGGAGCAGAACCUGGAGAGGAAACGGAAACAGCGGGAACGGCACAGGGAGCGCAGCCUGGCCGGGAUGGGCCGGGCCCCAGGUGGCCCCACAGGUGACCCCAGGGGUGGCCCAGGUGACCCCGGGGGUGACAGCGACGUCGAGGACCCCGGCGCACCUGAGGCAGGUGAGGCCGAGGCGUCGGAGGAGGACGAGGCCGAAUAUUACAGAGAGGAGCUGGGGGAGGAGCCCGACACAGAUUUGUUCCCCGGCAGCUCCAAGAGGAAGCGAAGCCCCUCGGCCGCGCCCCGAGCCCGGAAACGACGGAAGAGGAGCCCAAAAUCCACCCCUGGAACCCCAAAAUUCCACCCAAAAACCCCCAAAUCCCACCCUGGAAAUCCCAAAUUUCGUCGUGGCACUCCAAAAUCCCAACAGGGAACCCCAAAAUCCCAUCCAGGAAACCAAAAAUCUCACCCAGGAACCCCGAAAUCCCAUCCUGGAUCCCAAAAAUCCACACCUGGAGCCCCAAAAUCCCACCCAGGACACCCAAAAAACCCCAAACCCCACCCCAGGAAUCCUGGAACCCCCAAAUCCCAACAGGAAACCCCAAAAUCCCAACCUGGAACCUCCAGAUCCCACCCAGGACACCCCAAAAACCCCAAAUCCCACCCAGGACACCCCAAAAACCCCAAAUCCCACCGUGGGAAGCUCCUGAGCCCCCAGAAAAUCCCAAAUUUCCCUCGGCCAGGACGGGCCCGGAAAAGGAAAAACUGA